AUUUGUAGGAAUAAUAAGAAGACGUCUCGGUAAUCUGCGGUAGAAGGCAGAUUAUAAUUGUAUAUGAAUAUGUGUGUGUAAAUGGACGUGUGACAGUUCGUGUUUAAUGUUUUUGUCGUGCCUCGAUUGUGAUCAGCAAUUACAGUAGACUUUCUCGUUAUUAUGUGGUGUAGUCCGGACGGACAAAAAAAUUAAGUAAAAAAGUGACGGCUGGCGCCAGGACCUAACUCGAUGUGAACAUCCGCGGUUUGCUCCUCUUGCAGUUGUUGACAAAAACUUAAGUAAAUGGUGCAAGAAAAUGAACGUUUCUGUUUGUACGGGGAUAUUUCGGAAAUCGACAACUCAUUUUCAAAACUACGGUUUUAUAUGUUAAAUAGGAAUAAUUGGAACAAAAUUAGAAAGAAAUUCAAAGUUAAAUCUUGUUAACAGGAUAUAUGUGGUGUGUAAAAAACAUUAAAAUGUAAAGUGACAAAAUUGAAACAAAACUUUAGAAAACAGUUCUUUAAAAUGGCAAAGUCCGUGGAAGAAGUUAAUUCUAUUAUUUCUCAAUAUUUGGACUUGAGAAGUCAUCAAGGGGAUGAGGGUGUGUUGUUGCACUACGAUCCCGCGGCCGCAGCAGCAGCAGAAGGCGUCGUGCUCGUCAAUCCCGCAGGUAACAUCCCCAGUGGUGUCAAUGGUGGCGGUCCGGUGCUGCAGCAGCGCUGGGUCACGUUGACGGCUAGCAUGUGGCCCGCCGACGAACCGACGGCCGCACCAGCCCGUGGAGGUGCCGGAGGUGGCUGGAGACUUCCUGGUGAUCGACUUCCGCUACUCGCCGCCGUCUUCUGUGGGGCUGCCCUGGUCGUCUGCGUACUUUUUGCCAUUAUCGCCUACCGUUGUUGCAUCAUGCCCAAGCGAGAUAAACACUUCUGUCUACGAAAAUCAGAAGACGAUCGAGCAUCAUCUCAAUUACCCAUGGGACCUAAUAACGCCACUUUUCCAACACAAUCGGCUGUUUACGCAGAAGGAAAAGGAUGCAGUUGGGGCUACACCAAUAGACUCGUGCCAGCCAUUCCUGGUCAAGGUGGACAAUGGGUUUAUAGCACGAGGGGCACAAUGGGGGGACCGCAAUGCACCCAGUGCCCCGGAAUUUGUCCGGUGCCCAGAAGUAGCAGUAAUCCUGGCAGCUCAAAUUUUCAGGUACGACCAAAUUCUUCUAUAAAUCAUUCAACAAGAAGAGAGAGACCUGUAAGUCAACCGGUGCAAUUUGGGCCUUGCGAUGUUCCAUUGAAUGGAAACGAUCUUUACGUUAAACAGGUGCCAAUUCCAGAAAUAUCCGAAUUUUCUCCCCAGGGAGCUCAGUAUGCUUCCAGCAGUAUUUUAGAUGAAGUUAACUCAAAAGAAGGGGAAGCUACUCUAAAAACUCGAAGUCUUCCAGCCUGGGUAAGAUCGAAGCCUAGACCAUUGUCCACGGAAGAUGACCUCAACGAUUUAUAUGCUAAGGUAAAUUUUAGCAAAAAAAGGAAGAAUCGAAUGCGGAACGACGAAGCAGCUAUAAUAGCCCUUAGCAAGUCGAGAAGUCAGUUUCUUCAUAAAGACACCGAUUCGUUGGUGGACAACGAAGCUGUGAUUGUUUACGAUGAACGAACAGCCCUUUAAUUGAUGCCCCUUGGCAUUUUUAUCACACGUUUGCAUAUCUCAUUAAAUUUUGUGAAGUUCAUACUAUACAUACAUUAUUCAUAUCGUCGUCGAUGUAGAAUAAACGGUAGCAAAUCUUUUUUAUAUAAGAUGGAAUUGUAUUAAUCUCUGUGAUACACGCAAGUUUAAAAGUAAGUUUAAUAAUAGUAAUCAUCGUGAAUGUGAGUGGUGUACACUUCUUAAAAAAAUAAAAAAAUAACACACUUAAUGCAGAAUUAAAAAGACAAUAACUACCGAACAAGAAAUUAAAAAUUGUAGAAACGUAAACAAAGAAAAAUGCUUUUUAAUAUUUCAAAAAGAGUUUUCUUAAUGUUAACUCUACACUUGUCAAGUCUUUAAAAAUGUUUCACGAGAAAUUGACCAGUCUCAGUGAAAUUUUAAAAAUUAUACUAUUGAGUUUAUUAUUUCUUCAGAAGAUAUGUAUUCACUGAUUAAGUCUUUGAAACAUUUGCGGUAAAUUAAGUUCAAAAAUGCAAGAUGUUAAGUAUAAAUUUGCAUAUUUUAUUUCUUCUUAAGUAAAGACAAAACUGGCGCCAUUUAGUCAAAACUCACUCCUCUUCUAAUGUGUGAUAACAAAGAGGAACGAGUGUACAAUUAAAAUACAUUUUUAUGUUCAAUUUCAACGUCUGAUGACUACACUUUGGUCAAUUUUUUUUAUUCAACGUUAUUCAGUUAUUGUAUUGGAGUGUUAUUUAUUACGAAAUUUCCAUUAUAUAUUAUAUAAUUGUUUAUUGAAAAUAAAUACAUUUGGAUUAUAUUGUAUAUUAAACAUUUUAAGUAGGUAUAACAAUAUUGCAUUAUUAUAAACAUCACUUGCAAAGUAUCUGAGUUUUGCCAUCACGAGCGAACACAAUCAAUCAAAUGGUUUAGAUUUUGUGCCCUUGUAAUGAAAAACAGCAAUUAGUGCUAUUAAGGUAGCAUGCGUACUUAAUUGCAUCUAUGAUAUAGAUAGAUCAUCAGUUUAACUAUUUAUCAACUAUAGUUAUGUUAAAUAGUAGUUUUUGAUGUUAUUUACCUGCACUUACUGACCAUUAAAGUUAAUGAUCAUUUUA
This is a messenger RNA of Agrilus planipennis (emerald ash borer), 2729 nucleotides long. RefSeq lists its product as uncharacterized. The transcript has 6 exons. The coding region runs from base 508 to 1638 and encodes 376 amino acids. The record is from RefSeq and is a predicted model, not a curated record. NCBI's taxonomy places the organism in Eukaryota, Metazoa, Arthropoda, Insecta, Coleoptera, Buprestidae.